AACCUCAGUUGUUCACGAACGUCUUGCUGGUGUGCACCGUCCUUUUGCGGUCCGUGUGCCCUGUUUGUGACCACUGCCCCGCUUGCCUCCGUCCUUUGCGUGUCGGUGAGCCCCAACGGCACCAACUGACCGCGACUGGUUGGCUGCUCGAAAAGUGCCCUCUGUUACAUAACACGAUCGCGCAGAUACAUUUGAACUGCCGGUAACACAAAAUAAUCACCCACCAUGGAGGACGGCCAUAGCAAGACCGUCGAUGAAGUCCUUAGCCACUUCCGCGUCGAUCCGGAGAGGGGUCUCUCGCUCGACCAGGUGAAGGAAUACCAGAAGAAGUAUGGACCCAAUGAACUACCCGCUGAAGAAGGAAAGACACUCUGGCAAUUAGUGCUUGAACAGUUCGAUGAUCUUCUCGUUAAGAUUCUGCUGUUGGCCGCUAUCAUUUCUUUUGUACUAGCUCUGUUUGAGGAACAUGAAGGUGUUGAAGCUUUCGUUGAACCGUUCGUCAUUCUGCUGAUCCUGAUCGCCAACGCCGUUGUCGGUGUGUGGCAGGAGCGCAAUGCCGAGUCCGCCAUCGAAGCGCUGAAGGAGUACGAGCCGGAGAUGGGCAAGGUCAUCCGCGGCGACAAGUCCGGUGUGCAGAAGAUCCGCGCCAAGGAGAUCGUCCCUGGUGAUGUGGUCGAGGUGUCGGUCGGCGACAAGAUCCCGGCCGAUAUCCGCCUGAUCAAGAUCUACUCCACCACCAUCCGUAUCGAUCAGUCCAUCCUGACCGGUGAGUCCGUGUCCGUGAUCAAGCACACCGAUGCCGUCCCGGACCCGCGCGCCGUCAACCAGGACAAGAAGAACAUUCUGUUCUCUGGCACGAACGUCGCCGCCGGUAAGGCGCGCGGUGUCGUCAUCGGCACCGGUCUGAACACUGCCAUCGGUAAGAUCCGUACCGAGAUGUCGGAGACGGAGGAAAUCAAGACGCCGCUGCAGCAGAAGCUGGACGAGUUCGGCGAGCAGCUGUCGAAGGUCAUCUCGCUGAUCUGCGUUGCCGUCUGGGCCAUCAACAUCGGACACUUCAACGACCCUGCCCACGGUGGCUCCUGGAUCAAGGGUGCCGUGUACUACUUCAAGAUCGCCGUCGCCCUGGCCGUCGCCGCCAUCCCGGAGGGUCUGCCCGCUGUCAUCACCACCUGUCUGGCGCUGGGUACGCGCCGCAUGGCCAAGAAGAACGCUAUCGUCCGCUCGCUGCCGUCCGUGGAGACGCUGGGCUGCACCUCGGUCAUCUGCUCGGAUAAGACCGGUACGCUGACCACCAACCAGAUGUCCGUGUCGCGCAUGUUCAUCUUCGAGAAGAUCGAGGGCAACGACAGCAGCUUCACCGAGUUCGAAAUCUCCGGCUCCACCUACGAGCCGAUCGGUGAGGUGACGCUGAACGGACAGCGCAUCAAGGCCGCCGACUACGAGACGCUGCACGAGCUCGGCACGAUCUGCAUCAUGUGCAACGACUCCGCCAUUGAUUUCAACGAAACGAAGAAGGUGUUCGAGAAGGUCGGUGAGGCCACCGAAACCGCCCUGAUCGUGCUGGCUGAGAAGCUGAACCCGUUCAACGUUGCCAAGCAGGGACUGGACCGCCGCUCGUCGGCCAUCUGCGUCCGCCAGGAGAUCGAAACCAAGUGGAAGAAGGAGUUCACCCUGGAGUUCUCGCGCGAUCGUAAAUCCAUGUCCUCGUACUGCACCCCGCUGAAGGCUUCCAAGCUCGGCAACGGACCCAAGCUGUUCUGUAAGGGCGCUCCGGAAGGUGUGCUGGAGCGUUGCACGCACGCUCGCGUCGGCUCGACCAAGGUGCCGCUGACCCAGACGCUGAAGCAGCGGAUCCUGGACCUGACCCGCACGUACGGUACCGGCCGUGACACGCUCCGCUGCCUGGCCCUGGCCACCGCCGACAGCCCGAUGAAGCCGGACGACAUGGACCUGAACGAUUCGACCAAGUUCUACACGUAUGAGGUGAACCUGACCUUCGUCGGUGUCGUCGGUAUGCUGGACCCGCCGCGUAAGGAGGUGCAGGACUCGAUCGUUCGCUGCCGCGCCGCCGGUAUCCGCGUCAUUGUGAUCACCGGUGACAACAAGGCCACCGCCGAAGCCAUCUGCCGCCGUAUCGGUGUGUUCGGAGAGGAUGAGGACACCACCGGCAAGUCGUACUCGGGUCGCGAAUUCGACGAUCUGUCCGUGUCGGAGCAGCGUGAAGCUUGCUCCCGUGCCCGCCUGUUCUCGCGCGUCGAGCCGGCCCACAAGUCCAAGAUCGUGGAGUUCCUGCAGAGCAUGAACGAAAUCUCCGCCAUGACGGGUGACGGUGUCAACGACGCGCCCGCCCUGAAGAAGGCCGAAAUCGGUAUCGCCAUGGGUUCGGGUACCGCCGUCGCCAAGUCGGCCGCCGAGAUGGUGCUGGCUGACGAUAACUUCUCCUCCAUCGUUGCCGCUGUUGAGGAAGGUCGUGCCAUCUACAACAACAUGAAGCAGUUCAUCCGCUACCUGAUCUCGUCCAACAUUGGUGAGGUCGUGUCCAUCUUCCUGACGGCCGCCCUGGGUCUGCCGGAAGCGCUCAUCCCCGUCCAGCUGCUGUGGGUCAACCUGGUCACUGACGGUCUGCCAGCUACUGCCCUCGGCUUCAACCCACCGGAUCUGGACAUCAUGACCAAGCCGCCGCGCAAGGCUGAUGAAGGUUUGAUCUCUGGCUGGUUGUUCUUCCGUUACAUGGCCAUUGGUGGAUACGUCGGUUGCGCUACCGUUGGUGGUGCCGCCUGGUGGUUCAUGUUCUCCGAGACUGGCCCGCAGCUGUCCUACUGGCAGCUGACUCACCAUCUGUCCUGCCUGGGCGGUGGCGAGGAGUUCAAGGGUAUUGACUGCAAGAUCUUCAACGAUCCGCACCCAAUGACCAUGGCUCUGUCCGUGCUGGUCACCAUUGAGAUGUUGAACGCCAUGAACAGCUUGUCUGAGAACCAGUCCCUUGUCCAGAUGCCGCCAUGGUGCAACAUUUGGCUGAUUGCCUCCAUGUGUCUGUCGUUCGCUCUCCACUUCGUCAUCCUCUACGUUGACGUUCUUUCCACCGUUUUCCAAGUCACUCCACUGGACGGAAAUGAGUGGAUGACCGUCAUGAAGUUCUCGCUGCCGGUCGUGCUGCUGGAUGAGAUCCUGAAGUUCGUCGCCAGAAGGAUUUCGGACGGUGAGAGUUACAUAAAAAAUAUGCAUGGACUAGUGUUAGCGUGGGCCGUGUUCUUUGCUUACAUCAUAUGGGGUCCAUAAUGGCAGUGAGCGUGCGCGCGAAGAUAACAGAACAUCUGCGAAUGCUGCUGCUACCUACCACUACUACUACUACUAGUACUACCUUAUAACUUCUGCCACUGCUGCGUUGCCACCAGAGAGAAGGGGGCAACGACAACACGGGGGUGGGAAAGUCGGGAAGUAUAAAGGAUACGUUCACAACAUCAACCAUACACACGGAGGAGAUAGAGCAGGCAGAGUUAGAAGAAGGAAAGUGGACGCUCGGCAGUCGGCACGUCACAGAGAGUGUAGUAUACCACCACCACCACCACCACUAGCACCACGGUCACCCCGUCACAGCAUUCAUAUAGCACGCAUAAUAUAAAACAAUAGAUAUAUAUAUAUAGGCACACACACACCACCCAUUCAUACACUCUCUCUCUCUCUUAAUCGGCAUUAUGGAUCGGUUUUGUUGCUCAUCGUAGGGGAAAAAACCCUGUUGCACAGUAGUUGUUAUCAUGUACUCGUCCCCUCGACCCAAUCAUUUGCAAACGCGUUCGAGCAACGCGGGGAAGAGUGUGUAUUAAAUAAUGCAAAUACACAGCCGAAUCGAAAGCUCUCCUCCACGUUUCUACAGCACUGUUCUGAACGUGGAAGACAGUAUAAGCAACAUAUAGCAAAUAUGAGUAGGUAAAAACGGGGGAAAACACCGAAAAGAUGGUGUUUAAACAUAGAAAUACUAGAGAGAGAGAGAGAGAGACAAGACAAAAGCAUAGAAUCAUUUAAUCCCUAUUUGUGUGCCGGGUGUGUGUGUGGUGUGACGGGCGGGCUGUGGCACCCCCCUCCCUGCCCUCUGUGUCACGCCGUUUGUUUAUUGCGCCCGAGUAAGCGAGACAGUUUGCCUCCUUCUGUUUGUUUGUUUUUAGAUCGUUACUAUUAUAAUCCAUUACUUAGAGCAAAAGCUACCUUUCUAUCUCUUUGAUUGAUGCUUCGAUGCGCACCUUUUGCGUGCGCGGUGCACACCUCCCCGUAGCGUGCAUCCCGAUGCGUUUGAAAUGUUUAGCGAAUAUCGAUUUUGUAAAGUUUAGAUAACAAAACACGGCCGUCUUAUGUGUGUUGACCGGUGUAGAAUCGUUUGAGCUUCCUUCUGCGCACUGCGCUGAGGGUAGAGGAAAACGUUUAGCGGAAAGGGAUGGAGUAGUACAGGGCAGAGUUAGAACAGCCGUGGAGCGUGUGAUUACUUUUAGUGUGCGCUAUUUGGGGCAUGUCCUCGGCGCGCGGCAUCGAUUAACGGCAGUCAGUCAGUCACACACAACGAGUCAAUGCGUGUGUGUGUUUGUGUUUGUGAGCGGGUAAUGGUAAUGUGCAGCUCGGAUAUAUGCAGCAAGGCGUUUGCAUAUAUCUGUGUGAAGGAACACGAAUAUUCGAGAGGGGUUAGAUAAAAGGAUAGGGAAAGCUCAGAUGAAUAGUGUUGAAACUGUUGUUCAUAUUUGAUUCUUAGGUAGGUUCCUAUCUCUCUCUCUCACACACACACACAUCGUUAACGUGACAAUCCCGUUAUAUGUGGAUUUCGCACAUGCAUAUUUGCAUCCGUAUCCGGUUCCUCAAACAUUCAAAACAACAGCUCAGUUUGUCACCAACACACAGAGAGACAGACAGGCUUUAGGGAGCGAACGUUUAGCAGCAGCAGCAGCAGCAGGGAGAUGGGGAAAUAUUUUACCAACUUUACUGAAGAUUUAAAGUUGUAGCAAAUGUAGAGAGGCGCUUUAGCAGUUUGGUUUUUUUUUUUAAAUAAUCUCAGCAGUAUGAGCGUGUGGUACACGUGUGGACCCCAUAUGCAUAAAAAACUUGCGUACUAUUGUGUGUACUAAGGCUUCAGACUGGAUGAGCGACGAGCUCAACCACACCAUACAUCCAAUCUCUCAUCACAUGCGGCAAAAGGGCGUCCGAAUCGCUACCCCGUAUGUGCGUGCGUGCGUGCGUGUGUGCAUAAUAGCAGUAAUGAGGUGUGAGCAACAACUGUGUGAGCGCUGUUUACAAGAUACUUACUACUACUUUUAAUGCUAUCCCAAGAUGAUACCCACAACCAAACACCCCAAACUUCUACAAACUACACCCUCCCAAAACACUUUAUUUUUUCCACACAACACAAUGGCGGCUCUCUGCCUCGCUCUCUCUCUCCCGCUCUGACCGGGCUGUGAGCAUCGUCUGCGUGUUGUUGUGGUCAGCCAAAAGUAACCACACACAACACAACAAUCAUCGGUCAUCAGCGUAUCGUAUGAGGGAGAAGCGUUUAAUUUGUAAACCUAUUUUUAUAUGCCAAAACAUGUUUCUCACCAUACAACGAAGAAAAUAUGGUGGUGCCGCUUACUACAAAGGAGUGUGUUUGUGUGUGUGUUUUCUUUCCCCAUUUUGUUUUCCCUCGUGUGCAUUUCCUUUUCUAUUGCGUUUGUUUGUUUGAUUGGCUUACAUCUUGCAUCUUUGCAAAAGAAAUAAAAACAUUAUUAAAAGAGCUUUUCCAAUCUUAAAUAUAAGACACAAUGUAACAGCGGAAGAACAUUCACAACUAACCUCCUCCCCUGCUCUACUAUACGUCCACCAAAUCGAGCACACACCUACGCGAACAGUCAGUGUCCUCCAACCCCCGAAAAUGCAUCUAAGUUUAUAAGCCCCUCACAGCACACAUACAUACAAAAAAUACACACAUACACAGUUGAGAAUGAUAAUGCUGCUUCAGAGAUUUCCUACGAUCGCGAUAACACGCCUCUCUGUCUCUCUCUCCCUCGCUCACUUUCUUAUUUUCCAACCUUUUUUUCCACCCUCCAAGUUUGUUCUUUCGCUGAGCGUGAAUUACUUAACUUAUUUAAACAAAAAAACGGAACAAACGAAACAGCAAAACGUUUAACCCCGAGGGAAGAGGGCGUGUUUCUUAUUGUGUAUAAGAAGAAGAAGAAGGGUGUGGUGUUACACUUCCGGGGGGAAUUAGUAGGAAACGUACCAUGAAGUACAUGGUGUACGUAUGUGAACGUCUCAUACACAUAAGUCAUCCAAGAUAUGGAAUGAACGACGAAACAAACAAAAA
Messenger RNA from Anopheles coluzzii, 6322 nucleotides. It is a transcript of the gene SERCA, whose product is annotated as calcium-transporting ATPase sarcoplasmic/endoplasmic reticulum type. Gene Ontology annotation, biological process: calcium ion transmembrane transport; intracellular calcium ion homeostasis. Lineage: Eukaryota; Metazoa; Arthropoda; Insecta; Diptera; Culicidae. The transcript is spliced from 9 exons. The record is from RefSeq and is a predicted model, not a curated record. Gene Ontology annotation, molecular function: P-type calcium transporter activity; ATP hydrolysis activity; ATP binding. Bases 226 to 3282 code for a protein of 1018 amino acids. Gene Ontology annotation, cellular component: membrane.